UAGGACCCCGAGCCCAAGAUGGCGGCGCCCAGCGGAGCCACCGCUGCCGCCGCCGCUGUCGCCGGGGACUGUGAUGGUGACGGCGGGGGCAGCAACUUUGGAGCGUGGCUGGACGGACGGCUGGAGACGCUGGGAGUUGACCGAGCCGUUUACGGCGCCUACAUCUUGGGUGUCUUGCAGGAGGAGGAGGAGGAGGAGAAGCUGGACGCACUGCAGGGCAUCCUCUCCGCUUUCCUGGAAGAAGAUUCUCUCCUGAAUGUCUGCAAGGAGAUUGUGGAACGAUGGUCCGAAACUCAGAAUGUUGUCAUUGCCGUGAAGAAAGAAGAUGAAGUCCAAGCCAUCGCUACUCUCAUUGAGAAGCAGGCACAGAUCGUGGUGAAGCCUAGGACAGUGUCGGAGGAACAGAAGCAGAGGAAAGCUGCGCUGCUGGCCCAGUAUGCUGAUGUGACAGACGAAGAGGACGAAGCAGAUGAGAAGGAAGACUCAGGUGCCACCACAAUGAACAUUGGUUCGGACAAAUCUCUGUUCCGCAACACCAACGUGGAAGAUGUCCUCAAUGCCCGAAAGCUGGAGCGAGACUCACUUCGGGAUGAGGCCCAAAGGAAGAAGGAACAGGACAAGUUGCAGAGGGAGAAGGACAAACUAGCCAAGCAGGAGCGCAAGGAAAAGGAAAAGAAAAGGACACAAAGAGGAGAGCGAAAGCGAUAAUCAAGCGAUAAUCCUGCUCGGCUUUCUCCUGUCUCCCCCACGGACCUCAUCCGAGAACUGAUUGCGCACACAUGUAUUUUAAGAAAUGCAAGGACAUUGCAGAAGGGCAUCCCAGGGCAUAUCCCCCCUUUUGUUUACAUUGCCAAAAGGAAAAUCACAAGCACUUCUAACGACGAAGUGUGCUGUGUCUCCGGUUUAGCUAAUCAGAUUCUAAGGGGGUGAUCUCUGUACCAAAGAUCUGGAAUGGGAGCCGCUUUUAUAUUUCAGUAGCAAUGUUAUAUGCUCCUGUUGACCACUAAAAAAAAAAAAAAUCUUCCCUCACCUUGCAUAGACAGUAGGAAUAUUCCAAACAUGGACAGUACAGAAACUUUAUCUUGAAAUUUCAGCAGAAAUGAGCACUUUCAUGAGAUGAAAUUGGAAAUGUAAAGUGCUUCUGGAACAUUCAUCCUGAAAAGUAUAAAUGAUCGUGACUAGAGAGAAAGCUAAUGGAAAGCUCUACCUGGAUCUACAUUGUAUCCAUGGCAACAAAUGAAUUGGGUAUGGCAGGUUAUCUGGUCUAUUUGAGGUUUUCUUUUUCUUUUUUCUUUUUUUU
Molecule: messenger RNA, 1300 nt
Organism: Suncus etruscus (white-toothed pygmy shrew)
Lineage: Eukaryota; Metazoa; Chordata; Mammalia; Eulipotyphla; Soricidae
Gene: CCDC43
Product: coiled-coil domain containing 43
Exons: 5
Coding region: 19-708 (229 amino acids)
Source: RefSeq, a predicted model, not a curated record